Molecule: messenger RNA, 3135 nt
Organism: Mustela lutreola (European mink)
Lineage: Eukaryota; Metazoa; Chordata; Mammalia; Carnivora; Mustelidae
Gene: CDK16
Product: cyclin dependent kinase 16
Exons: 16
Coding region: 405-1946 (513 amino acids)
Biological process (GO): protein phosphorylation; neuron projection development; exocytosis
Cellular component (GO): cytoplasm; nucleus; synaptic vesicle
Molecular function (GO): ATP binding; protein kinase activity
Source: RefSeq, a predicted model, not a curated record
GCGCAUGCGUGGAGCGCGGCGCGCGCGGCGGUUGGGCCGUUGGGUGUUCGGCCCUGGGAUCUGCCGCGUCUCCGCAAGCAGUCGGCACUGAGCCGCGAGCCGCCGUGAGCUCUCGGGUUCGAGCGGGCGCCAGCGAGCCCGGGGGCAUCGCCCGCAGCGGCCAAGCUCAUGGCCGGCUGAGCGGGACGCCGCCUCCGCCUCAACCGCCGCCGCCGCCGCCGCCUCCUCCUCCUCAGCCGGCGGCGGCCCGGGCCCAGCAGCCAUGGCCGAAGACUACUGGGACGGGCGCCUGCGGCGAACAGGAGGAGAAGGAGGUCGCGCGGCCUCAGCCCGGGCCGCCGCCCCAGGCGCCGCCGCGCCGGCCCCGCGGCGCUGAGGUUGCUCGCGCGCCCCCGCCGGUCGCCAUGGAUCGGAUGAAGAAGAUCAAGCGGCAGCUGUCGAUGACACUCCGAGGGGGCCGAGGUGUGGACAAGACCAAUGGUGCCCCUGAACAGAUAGGCCUGGAUGAGAGUGGGGGUGGCGGUGGCAGUGACCUUGGAGAGGUACCCACUCGUGCCGCUCCUGGGGAACCUCGCUCCGGACGGGGCCCACUCAGCUCUGCACCAGAGAUUGUACAUGAGGACUUGAAGAUGGGGUCUGAUGGGGAGAGUGACCAGGCUUCAGCCACGUCCUCGGAUGAGGUGCAGUCGCCAGUGAGGGUGCGCAUGCGCAACCAUCCCCCACGCAAGAUCUCCACCGAGGACAUCAACAAGCGCCUGUCACUCCCAGCCGACAUCCGGCUGCCUGAGGGCUACCUUGAGAAGUUGACCCUCAACAGCCCCAUCUUCGACAAGCCCCUCAGCCGCCGCCUCCGCCGCGUCAGCCUGUCUGAGAUUGGCUUUGGGAAACUGGAGACGUACAUCAAGCUGGACAAGCUGGGUGAGGGUACCUAUGCCACCGUCUACAAAGGCAAAAGCAAGCUCACAGACAACCUUGUGGCACUCAAGGAGAUCAGACUGGAACACGAAGAAGGGGCUCCCUGCACCGCCAUCCGGGAAGUGUCCCUGCUCAAGGACCUCAAACAUGCCAAUAUUGUCACGUUACAUGACAUUAUCCACACGGAGAAGUCCCUCACCCUUGUCUUUGAGUACCUGGACAAGGACCUGAAGCAGUACCUGGAUGACUGUGGGAACGUCAUCAACAUGCACAACGUGAAACUGUUCCUGUUCCAGCUGCUUCGUGGCCUGGCCUACUGCCACCGGCAGAAGGUGCUACACCGAGACCUCAAGCCCCAAAACCUGCUCAUCAACGAGAGAGGAGAACUGAAGCUGGCAGAUUUUGGCCUGGCCCGAGCUAAGUCGAUUCCAACGAAGACCUACUCCAAUGAGGUGGUGACACUGUGGUACCGACCCCCUGACAUUCUGCUUGGGUCCACGGACUACUCUACCCAGAUUGACAUGUGGGGUGUGGGCUGCAUCUUCUAUGAGAUGGCCACAGGCCGGCCCCUCUUCCCAGGCUCCACCGUGGAGGAACAGCUGCACUUCAUCUUCCGCAUCUUGGGAACCCCAACUGAGGAGACGUGGCCAGGCAUUCUAUCCAACGAAGAGUUCAAGACAUACAACUACCCCAAGUAUCGAGCCGAGGCCCUUUUGAGCCAUGCACCCCGGUCCCCUUGUCCUUGCUGUAGACUUGACAGCGAUGGGGCUGACCUCCUCAACAAGCUGCUGCAGUUUGAAGGUCGCAAUCGGAUCUCCGCAGAGGACGCCAUGAAACAUCCAUUCUUCCUCAGUCUGGGGGAGCGGAUCCACAAACUUCCUGACACUACUUCCAUAUUUGCACUAAAGGAGAUCCAGCUACAAAAGGAGGCCAGCCUUCGGUCUUCAUCAAUGCCUGACUCCGCCAUCCGCUCUGCUUCCCCCUCCAGGCAGGCCAGCUUUCCGCGUGGUGGACACCGAGUUCUAAGCUGAGUUCUAAGCCACAGACCGAGGCCCCAGCAGGCAGCAGCUGGAGGGAUGCCACUCCCCUCACAGGGCAGCCCCCAGCCGCAUCCUCCUCGCUUGCUGCCUGCCUACCUGCCUGACUCAUGCUCGCCUGCCCACAUGUUCCCGCUGCCUGUCCGAACACCCGACCAUUGGCCUGUCUGCUGGGUGCUAACAAAGCUCUCAUCGCUCCUUUGCCUGGUUUGUCUGUCUUGUCUGUCUGUCUGUCUCUCUCUGUCUCGGUAGUUGCCGGCGGACAGCAUGGCCCUGCCAGCCUCCCACGCUGAGGCCAGGCCUUUCCCCCCCUCCCCAUCAUACCUUCCCCCAGGACCACUACCCCAUGGCCAGCCAGGGGUCCAGAGCUAGCCUGGGCUGGGGGAUCUCGACUCAGGAUGUGGCAAUGCCUUGGGUCUGAGGCUUCCCCUGCCUGCUUUCUUGCCUGCCCCACCUGCCUCAUGUUGUGUGGGCCUUUUUUUAUUUGUUUCAUUCAUUGUUGUUUUUAAUUAUUUUAAAUGAGGUUUUCAUUUUUUAAAUGCAAUAUCUCUGUAUACAGACUGGCUGGGCCCCACCCCCUGCGUGUGGCCCUCCCACAGUAUUUUGUGCAAUGAAGCCCCGCUCCCAGCCUUUCCAAGGCGGGGACACAGCCCCUAUUUGGAGCCCUGACCAUCACCAGACCCUGGGGUCGGCUAAGGGAAAGCAUGCCUUGACCAUUCGCCUUCCUACCCCCCCGGCCUGCCAUCCUCGGCCACAGGGGGACCUGUGGACUACCGGAGACUCUCUGGGAGGUGGACGAGGUGGGGGGCCCCCACUCUUUCCCUCCUGCUGUCCCAUAGCUGGGGCCUCCUUCCUUCUCAGGGUCUCCUUAACCCAACCCUCCCGCCCCUGUCCCACUCGGUGCUGUUGAGUAGGGCCCUGCCAGGAACUGACCAACUCUUCAAGGAGCCAUAGUGUGUAUAUGUGCACAAGCAGGGGCAGAGGGGUGCAUGGGGUCCGGGCCCAGGUGUUAUCCCUGAACCCCUGGGGAGGGUGAGGCAGGGCAGGGACAGGUCGGUCCCAGAUGGGUGGUUACUUCCCCAUCCUCCACUCUAAACCUGGGUCCCUCAAAUGGGGUGGGAGGGCUGGGGUGGGGGCCCUCCUAGUGGGGUUUGGGGGGUUGGGUUCCUGAAUGCACCAUAAU